AGGGAAAUAUACUAUCAACAUACCUCACGAUAACUGCAACUCGACAUGAAGGUCAAAAAAACAGCCUUGCAAAUACGACGUGAAGCAUUCUUCAGGAAAAAGUAUUUAUGGCGCACCAAAUUACGUUCUGCUCGUUAUAUUCGCCCCGGCGCCCUUAGGACUUGGAAACGUGAUGAGAUCAAUACGUUGGAUCCAUCGACUUUUUCGGACGCGACACCUGUGGAGCUAGCAGCAGCAUUAGAAAAAGAUGAGUUACUUAGGGGUGUGGAAGUGGGAUCUAAACCAGUAUCAUCAACCUAUGAUCGGUUCGAUCCGGGUGUUGAAGCAAGUAAGGCAAUACCGUCAUCAAAACCUAUAUUCUUUCUAAUAUUGACAAGCCGCGGAUACUCCUGGAAAGCCAUGCGAGCCUGCGUUUCUAGAUGCCCUCGUCACGGACUGUUGCGUUUUGAUUUGGGAAUUUCGUAGCCUUUACAGAUACACAGACUUCAACUCAAUGGACGACCCAUUACCCACCGAGUAUGCGGAAAUUUUCUAUGAUCUCAACACCGUAUUUACACAAUGCCGGAGGCUUAAAAAAUCGCCUGAACUCUUCUCAACGCUAGUACAAGAGCGUCAAUUCAUGGAGAAGAUGAGUCGUAUAGCGGAAAUUGUGGACCAUCUGCGAGAUGUUAUAGUCUUGAAAAAUGAUAGUAAGCUCGCCAGGAACGAAAUGCGAAAGAGGGAGAGAGAACUUGCCAAAGGUCUACCAUUCUUUUAUCCCGGACGAGCAGAUGGAAGACACCCCUGGACUAGAUGGCUGGAAAAUUCUUUACCUGUGAUGCCUCCAGGUUGGCUGGGGAUUCAGCAGAAAAUACCACAUAUUGGCGAUAAUAUAAUUCGAAGAAUCACAACUAUGUAUGAACUAUACGAAAGGCAGUUUACAAUUGUGAGUAUAUCAACCAUGUUCUAUACACAUAGAGGAAACGGAUAGACUAAUGUAUUUUUCACAGGAGGGACUUGUUGAUAGCGAAGUGAAUGUAAGUUUGAUAAUAUCAACCUGCUUCAUGACCGAAAAAUAAACUAAAACGUCAUCUAGGAUACCUUGGAAGAUUUUCCUGCCCCAGGAGAACCAUUUGAGCAUAUGACCUACUCGAAAUCCUCAACAAUGGCAGUAAAUUACGUGCAGUAUAGAAGUGGAGAUAGGUCGGAGUUCGACCAAAAUGGGAUCUUGAGGAUUGAGAAGUUAGCAGAAGCUGUUCAGCGGAGUUUCAGACGGCAGCAGAAUCCAGUAAUUGCAAAGAAUGCAAAUAUGCCGUAUCAUCGAUUUAUGAUGGGUUAUAAGGUAGAAACACUAAAUGGCGAUGUCCAAUAGACCGUUUAAGAGAAAUCCAGAUGUUCUCGAUCUUCUCCCCAAAAAGCUUUCACUUUUGUAUGUUUUACAUUAACCGACAUCCCUACAUCUUUUAUGUAUUUUACA
Sclerotinia trifoliorum is the source of this 1456-nucleotide messenger RNA. The record is from the annotation of a GenBank genome assembly. Lineage: Eukaryota; Fungi; Ascomycota; Leotiomycetes; Helotiales; Sclerotiniaceae.